This is a messenger RNA of Amaranthus tricolor (Joseph's coat), 1442 nucleotides long. RefSeq lists its product as uncharacterized. Lineage: Eukaryota; Viridiplantae; Streptophyta; Magnoliopsida; Caryophyllales; Amaranthaceae. The coding region runs from base 314 to 1018 and encodes 234 amino acids. The record is from RefSeq and is a predicted model, not a curated record. The transcript has 10 exons.
GUUUUAGGUAGUUACUCCAUGACAGACAAAACCAAUAAAAAAAUACACUAAAUAUAAAUUUAACUGCAAAAUCCAUUAUUUCAACCACUGUCAUUGUUUGUUUCUAUCAAUUCUUUAAAAGAAUUCUUAAUAAAAAAACUUUGAAUACUAAAACAUAAUUGGCUAUCUGGCUUUUCAUCUUUUCCUUCCAAAUUCCCACCAAACAGAGAGUAAAAGAAAAGAAAUUAACAUUUCAGCAAGAAAGAAAGUUCAAAGUUUGAAACUUUUUCUUGUUUCUUGCUAAAAAUCUGAACUUUUUUGGUGAAAUAAAGUUAUGAAUCCAAAUUGGGAGCUGAAAGGGUGCUGUAAUCAUGAUCAAAAAGCUUUUCUUAUCACCAUUGGCAUCUUCACUCUUGUUAUUCUUGCGUUAUGGCGUACAUUUUUGCUGACACCUUUCAAGCUUAUUACCGUCUUUCUUCAUGAAGUCAGUCAUGCUAUAGCAUGUUUACUUACAUGUGGUUCGGUAGAAGGAAUUCAGGUUCAUGCAAACGAGGGCGGUAUGACACAAACACGCGGUGGUGCAUAUUGGCUAAUCUUACCUGCUGGAUAUCUGGGCUCUUCAUUCUGGGGAAUGGCUUUAGUACUUGCCUCCACAAAUCUUACGACAGCGAGAAUUGCUGCGGGUUGUCUUGGAGUAGCUCUGCUUGUCGUGCUAUUCAUAGCCCAAAAUUGGACACUUCGAGGAUUGUGUAUAGGGUUUAUCAUUUUUCUUGCCGUAAUUUGGAUCUUGCAAGAAAAAACCGAAAUACAUAUCCUUAAAUAUGUCAUCCUCUUUAUUGGUGUUAUGAACAGUUUGUUUUCAGUUUAUGAUAUCUAUGACGAUCUAAUAUCCCGAAGAGUUCACUCAAGCGAUGCUGAGAAAUUUGCCGAGGUUUGCCCUUGCCCUUGCAACGGUGUUGCUUGGGGGUUCAUUUGGGGAGUAAUAUCCUUCAUAUUCCUCUGUGCUGCGAUGUAUUUAGGCCUUGUCAUUCUGUCAUGACCUAUAAAACUGAUUUGGAGUAUUUCAUACUAGUAUCAAAAUUGAUGGUGUUACCGGUGAUCGAAAUUCCUUCAUUCUUUUACAAUGAUUCAUGUAAUAUAUCUUCAUACAAAGAAUGGCUUGUAAAUUUAGACAGAUUGAACCCAUUGUUACAUUAUUAGAUUGAUUUCUGAGUACUAAGAAAAAAAAAAUGUAUUUACAUUUUGUUAAUACUUCUAGAAGAGAAAUGUUUGGAAAAUUGAUAAUUUUUUCUUAAUAUGUAUUAGGUCGUAUGCUACUAGGGAUCUUGCAAUGGGAUCGACCUUCGUAGCCUUUAAAUCCUUUUUUAUAAGUUUUUCCCUCAUAGAUUUUUUUAUUAUAUGAUCAUAAACUCAAUCAUACAUGAACUUUUUGAGAAAUAGUUUUCUCAUAAAACAAACCAAUA